Molecule: messenger RNA, 1412 nt
Organism: Cuscuta campestris
Lineage: Eukaryota; Viridiplantae; Streptophyta; Magnoliopsida; Solanales; Convolvulaceae
Source: the annotation of a GenBank genome assembly
AUGUAGGAUCUGCCUCGGACUUUUCCCGGACAUCCUGCAUUGAAUGAGAAUGGACGAAAUUCCCUAAGGCGCUUACUUCUGGCCCGACACAACCCAUCAGUUGGGUAUUGCCAGUCAUGGGUGAGCAAACCUGUUUCCCAAUGAUGAAAUUGCAUUGCCAAAAAGAAUCCGAAAUCCGGGAAGUGAUCUGUUCAGUUCCGGCUGGGAAAUUUUUAGUUGAUCCAUAUGAUCCGCGUUCUGGUUGGUGUUGAGCUCAAUGGUCUCGUCUCCAGGCGGUGUGCAGGCGGUGUGCAACGCUGGAGGAGGUGGAGCCAACAGUUCGGUCAGAAAUCAGGCGUUUGUGUUCAAAGAGCAGCUGAUUGGCAGGCUGGGAAGCUACAACACUCCUCCAGCGAGAUUUCUCUGGCUGGCUGCACUUGCACCUCUGGUUAUCAUUCCUCUCAUAAGAUGAAUCCCUCAUUGAUGGCAGAUAAUCAAAUCAGGGGUGAUGCUUUCCUCGUUCACCCUGAAAUCUCGCAGCACUUCUUUCUGGAUCCCGAUUUGCUCCGAUGGUUUCUUGUUUUUCCGGAUGGGUUCCAGCAAUCAGCCAAUCAAGAAAUACAAGUCCGAGAGCUCGGAAUUGGGAAAUUCCCAGGAGAACUCCAGCCUCAAAGCAUAUUCUCAAGCAUAUUCUGGCCGAGGAAAUCUGCAAAAAAUGAAGCAAAUCCAAGAAAGAGUAAAGCAAGGGGGUCGGGUGUGAACAAGAAAAGGAAAGGGUGGUUAAAUUGAAAAAUUAGAAAUGCAUAAAUUAUAUUGUAAUUUGGCUCAAAGUGAGGUGACCUGGAUUCCGGCUAAUUGACCAUUGGUUAAGAAAUGCUGAAAGUUGGUGUAUUUUUGCAAUAGGAAUUAAAGUCUAUGUACCGAAGUGAAAUAAUUAUGAAAGUUCGUGUAUCAUUGAUGAAAUUUACACAAAUAUGAUGUCAUAUUUAUAAAAAGAGAAAAUUAUCUUGAAUUUGGGCAUAAUUACAAUCUUAUUUGGUUCAGCAUGCAUAGAGUAUUAUAUUUAUAUGGAGUGAAGCAUCUUUUGUAUGAAAGCACAAUAAUCAAAUAUUUAUACAACAAUUCUCUAUGGGCCUUUGUGGGCAUUAUGGAUGACUAUUUUGAUGGAUGUUUCUCACAAGAAAUGAUCUGAGUCUCAGGUUGACCAACUUGUUUAUGAAGAGUUGAUGCGUCAGAGGUUUCCUAAACUGGGUCCGUACAUUGUUUUAUAGAUGAAUGCUUGAUUCUUGCUAUAUAGGUGAUUACUAGGUUCUUAAUAAAUUAAUUUGCUGCGGUAAAUCAUCUAUCUGCACCUUGGUUUCUUUCAAUUUUUGUAAAUAUGCUUCCAUGGGAAAGUGGUGAAUGAUAUUCUGCAAUAAGGGAACUUUAAUUUG